Molecule: messenger RNA, 982 nt
Organism: Seriola dumerili (greater amberjack)
Lineage: Eukaryota; Metazoa; Chordata; Actinopteri; Carangiformes; Carangidae
Gene: gpm6ab
Product: neuronal membrane glycoprotein M6-a-like
Exons: 7
Coding region: 95-931 (278 amino acids)
Biological process (GO): neuron projection development
Cellular component (GO): filopodium; neuronal cell body; axonal growth cone
Source: RefSeq, a predicted model, not a curated record
CAUACACACACACACACACACAGUGCUGAGAGCUAGCAAGGGGCUUUAAACAGCUUCAUACGAAACAGAGACAAAAGGACUGUAACCUGCCACAAUGGAGGAAAACAUGGAUGAAUCGCAAAGCCAGAAAGGCUGUAAGGAGUGCUGUGAGCGGUGUGUGGGCAGUCUGCCCUGGGCCUCUCUCAUAGCUACCAUCCUCCUCUACAUGGGCGUGGCCUUGUUCUGUGGGUGUGGCCAUGAGGCUCUGAGCGGCACCGUCACCAUCCUGCAGAACUACUUUGAAGUCAUCAGAGCUCCAGGGGAGACGCUGGAUGUGUUCACCAUUAUCGACAUCCUGAAGUACAUCAUCUACGGCCUUGCAGCUGGAUUCUUUGUGUUUGGCGUCCUGCUGCUGGUCGAGGGCUUCUUCACCACCGGAGCCAUCAGGGACCUGUAUGGAGAGUUCAAGAUCACCGCCUGUGGACGCUGCCUCACUGCGUUUCUGAUGUUCCUGGCCUACCUGUUCUUCCUGGUGUGGCUCGGAGUGACGGCGUUCACCGGUCUGCCCGUCUUCAUGUACUUCAACGUCUGGUCCAUGUGUCAGAACACCAGCCUGGUGGAGGGAGCCAACCUGUGCCUGGACCUACGUCAGUUUGGAGCAGUGACCAUCUCUGAGGAGAGGAAGGUGUGCACAGGGUCCGAGAAGUUCUUCAAGAUGUGUGAAUCCAACGAGCUGGAUUUGACCUUCCAUCUGUUUGUGUGCGCGCUGGCAGGAGCAGGAGCUGCUGUCAUCGCCAUGGUCCACUUCCUGAUGGCUCUAGCUGCUAACUGGGGCUACUUGAAGGACGCCAGCCGGAUGCAGAAGUACGAGGACAUCAAGUCGAAGGAGGAGCAGGAGCUGCACGACAUCCACUCUACACGCUCCAAAGAACGCCUCAACGCUUACACAUAAACACAUCGCUCCGGGAAACGACAUGCACACACACCUGUCAGACACAUAAGA